Macrobrachium nipponense is the source of this 5882-nucleotide messenger RNA. RefSeq names its product chloride channel protein 2-like. Gene Ontology annotation, cellular component: plasma membrane. Gene Ontology annotation, biological process: transmembrane transport; chloride transport. Lineage: Eukaryota; Metazoa; Arthropoda; Malacostraca; Decapoda; Palaemonidae. The record is from RefSeq and is a predicted model, not a curated record. Gene Ontology annotation, molecular function: voltage-gated chloride channel activity.
CCAGUGUCACCUGUGGAGUAGUCGCUUCAACAUCCACUUAACUCUUCUUUUUCAUUAGUUACGCGCAUUGUCUCCAAAAAGCCUGGAAUUCAUUGCUGUUGUGAGAGCGCAACUCUUCAGCAGUCGGUGGUGUGGUCUUUUCCGGCCGCGCGUCGUCGGUUCAAAGUACUGUACAUAAGUAUUUAUUCGUAGAAAGUCUUCCUCUCGUCGUCGUAUAGAAGCCCUACGAAUCGGACAUCAACAGUUGAGCAUCAGGAGACGCUGAUGAGAAAACUUCGUCAGGGGAUUGAAACGACGUCUUUGUAAGCGUCCGAUUCCACUCGGGAGAAAGCGGGCAGUCUGGAAGAUUGCGUCAACGUCGUCAUCCAGUUCUGAAAAGUCCCCAUUUCUUUCCAGCGUAUGGAAAGCCCUCACCAGUAAACUCGUUAUACUCUUUUCUUAAUUGUUUUCGUGUCGCUCGUAAGGGGAGGUAUCAUCCUGCAUCGUGCAAGACUGUGAUGUAGUUCCAACACUGAUUGUACGGGAUGAUUCUGGCAAUCAGAGGACCAACUGUCUUCUUACUGACUUACUUACUUCGCAUGUGGGGAAUCCAGUGGAAAAGAGGCAUGGAAAUCUUACCGUCUUCGUGAAAGGAAGAUCUGCGGGAAACUUUAUCCCAAAUUUAAAAAAAAAAUUAAACCAAACUUACAGUAGCUGCUGCCUUCUCUCUGGUCCUAAUAAUCCGUUAGUUUGACUUUCGACUGCGUGCAAAUCCUGAGUAAUUGUUUUUGUUUAGAGAUGUUUAGGUAUCUGAUGUAUUCAGGUUUUCUCUGUCACUGAAAUACAGGCUGACAGGAUCUAAACAUCUACCAAUGCGAGUAUUGGUGUUCUGCUUAGAAUGGCAUUGCCGGGUUGAGUGUUCAAGAUUUGGCAAGUGAUCUAAGAACCAUUUUUGCAAGUUUACAGAUAAUUAGCUCGAUGUUUUAUUAUUUCCUCUAGUCGCCUUGAAGUCUUAAGUCCCCUUUAAAGAAAUAAACGUCGAUCUCUUAAACUUCUUCUUCUUUUUAUUAUAUUUUUUUUUUAGUUUGUCUGUUUUUCGGAAGGUCUCAAUAGCAAGGUUGGGAACACGUGACGGUGCUUUUGGCAAGGGACAACUACCACUACUGUCGUCUAAAUUGGUUAGAUUGAUUAGUUUCCUGCCAUCGGCAACGUAUGGCGUAGAUGAUCCGUGUACACCGAUUCAUUAAUUAACAGCCAAAAAGAUUCACUACAUAUUUCCCACCUAACAAAAAUACUAUUAGCCCAACGUCCAUAUCUUCGUCUCUCGUACGAAAAUAAAAGAACGGGUCAAAGUUAUAAUAAUCAUUUUCCUCGUUCAGUUUGAAAGUUGCGAUCUGAAUAAAGUCCGGGUUCUUACUUAAACCUGCGUUUUUAAAUGUUAGCAGAGCUGGCAGGAGUGUCGAGAGGGCUUCUUUGGCUCGCGUGAGCUUUCGAAUCAGCGUGUCAACAUCGCCGCCUCCUCCUCUUCCUUCUUCAUCUUCUUCUUCUUCUUCUCCUCUCAACUCGAAUCUCGUCCCCAACUCCUCGCCUUUCAGUUGGACGCUGUCCUUCGCCCUCUCUGUUGUGGAGGGAAACUCGCGUGAGGAAAGUGUAUUGUGACUUGAGUGAAAUUUCCCCCCAGAUUCGUUUUCGUGCAGUUUUGAACGAUUGAUUCGUCUUAGAAAACAUUGUUUCUUGCGGAAAAAGUCGUUUUGGCUUUUUUACAAGCUGCCAUAGGGCCACCAGUUAUCCCUGUGUUUAGAGGAGCCUGACUGACUGUAGUAGUAAAUCGCUCGCCACGAGUGCAAACCAUUUUACCAAAGGGGGCCGCUUACGUGACUCCCCCUCCAUGCACCCGUAGUCGCGAGAUGUUCUUGUCUUCCUCUCUGCAGCAGCAUUCCUAUUCGCAAAAGCCUCAAGGACUCGUGCAGUUCGGUGUCAUUUCGCGCAACUGUUGAAUAUUCUCAGCAAAGGUGGCGGAUCCAGCCAAGUUAGAUGACGAUGGGAGGGGAGAGGUGAUGAUGAUGACCGAGGUGCCCCUCAUGAAGCCCGAUGUGGAGGGCACAGACUUCGUGGGCGUGGACUCCCCGACGUCGUCGUCCUCGUCGUCGUCCUCGUCGUCGCCUCCCCUUUCCCUGUCCCUGUCCCCUCCCACGGCCGAGCUCCUGAUAGAUCAGCAGAUAAGCGAGGCCGUUCUGGCCAAUCUGGAGUCCUUCCAGGAGUCCCUGGCCGAAACGCCCCUCUUGGGCACCAUCGAAGAUGAGCCCUCCACUAUCGGCUCUCACGGCUUGCCCUUGCUUGACCUGGUCCCGAGCACGCCGCUCUCCGUCAGCCCUGGCUCGCCCCCGCCCCCCAUCGGGGGCAACCCGCUCCUCCCCACGCCCCCAAUCAGCCCGAUCGGCGUGCGGGUGAUGGAAUCGGACGAGGAGUCCCCCUGCGGCGACAUCACCACUCCGCUGAAGUUCGAUUGUAACGAGGCCACCUGGCGCCCUUCGGAGGAGGUCGUCGAGCCUCGCCUGACCCCGCCCAGGGUCAUCCCCACCAUCGACUACCUGCAGGUGCCGCCCCACCACCGGGCGAAGCUGCGGAAGAAGAGGAAGGUGUCCUUCGGGAAAGCGGACAGCAAGCGAACCAUAUCCCCGCCGCCAUGUACCCCCGUGGUCAUGCCCGCCCUGUCGGAGGACGAGGCCGUCGUCGUCACGGAACUCCCCGUCGAGGAGGCGUCGUCGGAGGACGACCUCGACCAGGACCCGACUCAGCCCAACGGCGGGUUGUUGACGGUGGUGCCUCCUCCGGCCGGGAGUGACAAGCCCAGCAACUUGAGCGCCGCGAAUUGUGUGAUCAAGAUCCCGCAGAAGUCGAGGAAGCCCUCGUUCUCGAAGAUCGACAUCCCUUGCUACCACCGGAGACCUUCGGGGCACGCGCUUGAUGUCAACUUCGACUACACCUUCACGGUGAUGUAUGGUCGAUACACCAAGGACUUGGGAAGAUACGCCAGAGAAGAAGCCAAGAAACUCAAGAAGGAAGAGAAAACGGGAAGUGGUGCCUCAGGCCUGAGACCUUACAGAGGCAAAGUCGCGACGAAGUGUCUCCGGAUCUUGGGCACCAUCUGGCAGGCGACCUUCGCCCGAGUGGGCGAGGACUGGGUAUUCCUCGCAGUCCUGGGUAUCGUCAUGGCCAUCAUCUCCUUCAUUAUGGACUACGGCAUCGCUAUUUGUAACAAAGCCCGCAUCUGGUUGUACCGAGACUUGGCCAGCCACACGGCUCUCCAGUACCUGGCCUGGGUCUCCCUACCUGUGUGUCUCAUCCUGUUUUCGGCCGGUUUCGUCCAUAUCCUGGCGCCCCAGGCAGUUGGUUCCGGUAUCCCCGAGAUGAAGACCAUUUUAAGAGGCGUCGUCUUGAAGGAGUACCUGACGUUUAAAACACUGAUAGCAAAAGUUAUAGGUUUGACAGCGACGCUGGGUUCUGGUUUACCCCUUGGCAAAGAAGGUCCCUUUGUGCAUAUCGCCAGUAUAGUGGCCACUUUGUUGUCAAAGGCGGUGACGUCAUUCAAAGGAAUAUACGAGAAUGAAUCCCGGAACUCCGAGAUGCUUGCUGCUGCCUGUGCUGUGGGUGUCGCUUGCUCGUUUGCUGCGCCAAUUGGUGGUGUGUUAUUCAGUAUAGAGGUAACCAGCGUAUACUUUGCGGUUAGGAACUACUGGCGAGGAUUCUUUGCUGCUGUUUGCGGUGCCAUGAUGUUCCGUUUACUAGCAGUAUGGUUCAACGACGAAGAGACCCUGACUGCCCUCUUCAAGACUGACUUCAAGGUUGGAUAUCCAUUCGAUCCUCAGGAGUUGUUCGUCUUUGCUCUGGUUGGAGUAAUGAGCGGAUUUUUGGGGGCACUCUUCGUCUGGGUCCAUCGUCAGUAUGUUAUAUUCAUGCGUAAAAACAAGAAGAUGAAGGCAUUUCUUCAAAAGAGCCGUCUGUUGUAUCCCCUUGUUAUCAUGCUUUUGCUCACAAGCCUCACCUUUCCUCCUGGUUUUGGGCAAUUCAUGGCUGGAGGAAUGACCAACCAUCAUCAAGUAGUGGAUUUGUUUAGCAAUGUCACUUGGACCAAGGAAGAACUUUCAGUCCAAGAAUUUGAGAUUGUAGAGAACUGGAGGACGCCUUGGACUGGAGUCUUUGUUAACCUUAUUGUCUAUAUAACUUUUACGUUUUGUGCUACCGUCGUUGCCAGUACCUUGCCAGUCCCAUCAGGUAUCUUCAUUCCAGUUUUCAAAAUGGGAGCUGCACUUGGCAGAUUUAUGGGAGAGGCAAUGGCAUGCACAUUCCCUAAUGGUUUACGCUACGGAGGUCAUAACCAUAUCAUAAUACCUGGAGGAUACUCAAUCGUAGGAGCUGCUGCAUUAGCUGGUGCUGUUACACAUACUAUAUCAACUUCUGUUAUAGUGUUUGAACUUACUGGACAGAUCACACACAUCCUUCCAGUGAUGAUUGCUGUUCUCAUCGCCAAUGCCAUUGCUCAAUUGCUUCAGCCAUCAGUUUAUGAUUCCAUUAUUCAAAUUAAGAAGCUUCCUUACCUACCCGAUAUCCUUACUGCGACUUCUGGGGCAUAUAAUAUUUAUGUAGAAGAUUUUAUGGUUCGAGAUGUCAAAUAUAUAUGGUAUGGCAUCACCUACAGACAGUUGAAAAACAUUCUAAAAGAACAUAAGAAGAUUCGAUCAUUACCUCUUGUUGACUCUCCAGAUUCAAUGAUCCUUCUUGGAUCAAUACAGAGAUCAGAACUCAUAUCGAUGCUAGAAGAACACCUCGGAAAAGACCGGAGACUCAGAGUUAUCAACAAAUGGAAACUUGCUGCCCAGAACCUGCACUCUCUUUCUGGGACAUUGUGUAAACUACCAAGUAUGAGGAGGCGCAAUACGUUAUGUGGAGCCCUAGAAGCUGAACAGAUGGAACAAGAAGCAGAGGAGGCAAAAAGAGAAGAGGAAAGGAAAAAGAGGCUCAUGGAUAUUGAGGAAGGAAAAAAACCAGUUCCAUCAGCAGGCCUGGCAAUGGUGGCAGGAAUAGGAGGAGCACUUGCAGCGGCUACAGGCAUUGGUUUUAAUUUCAGAGGAGAUCAGUCUCCAGACAGUUCUCCACCUUCUACAACUGCUACUCCAGAAUCAACACCUAUUUUAACAUCAACGCCUACAACUAGUUCAGCUGCAACUGCAGUUAAUCCUGUGAUAUCUCUUACUACGAGUGAAAUUACUGAAGAUACAGAAAAUAAGCAAAGGAGACCAUCCAGGUUUGAGGUUGUUAAAGUAGAUUCCCCAGCAAGACAUGAAUCCACUGUUACUUUGCAAAUAGAUCCUGUGGAGAUUCCAACAGCAUCAGAAUCAGCUUUACACAGACCGUCAGAAGCAGCCCUAAGGUCACCACUACCAAAAUCCAUCUUGAAGAAAACUAACAGUUUCAUCCUUCAUCCAGCGCCUUCAUCACCAUUUGUAUCACCUCAGCAUACGCCAUAUGCCACUGUCCAUGCUGGUGAUUCCAGACUAAGACAAGCUUUUGAAGCAGUUUUAAGAAAAACAAGUUUACUAAAGAUGGAGGACAAAGGUAUUCAUAGCAGUCAAAAUCUUGCUACUCCAACCAGUGCUUCCAAAAGAGUAUCUCUUCCUGCAGAUCGAAUGAUUGAGAUGACCUUAGAAGAGCAGCGAAGAUGGGAGGAGGAAGAACUCAACAAAGAAGUUGAUUUCAGUAAAUGCCAUAUUGACCCUGCACCCUUCCAAUUAGUUGAGAGAACUUCACUUCUUAAGGUCCAUUCUCUUUUCUCAAUGUUAGGCCUCAACCAUGCAUAUGUAACAGCAAUAGGUAGAAUUAUUGGAGUUGUGGCCCUAAAAGAG